AUGCAAUGUCAGCUCUCGCCGAGCGGCGAGGAACAGUUCUUCUGUCCCUCUCCGGACACUGGCGGCGAAUGGAGCUGCGUCGGCAUGUCCAGCAUCUGCGACGGCGCCUACGACUGCCCCGGCCGCGAGGACGAGCUGCCCGUCGGCUGCUUCUUCUACAAGGUGCUCUCCCGGAACAUGGAGAUGAUGGCACAGAGCCUGCUCAGCCUGGGACUACGACGCCAUGGUGAAGCUGGGGAUGACCUGAUGACGCUGCCCAACCACAAGAAGUACACCUCGCCCGUGGCCAUUCAGCACCUGUUCGCCUUCGCCCUCACCAGGUGGGACGGAAGCUGGGAGAACGACCGCGACCGGGCGCUGAAAGUCAUCCGCGAGGCGCUGGAGCGCACCGAGAACCACGUGCCCGACAUGCUCUGCCUGUGCGGCCGCAUCUAUAAGGAUAUCUUCGUGGAGUCGGGCCACUCGGACGCCGAAAGCCUGGAUAACGCCAUCCACUGGUACCGCAAGGGCUUCGAGGUGCAGCCCAACGAGUACGCCGGCGUCAAUCUGCCCACCCUGCUGGUGGUGGCCGGCAACGAAUUCUCCAAAAGCGAGCUGCAGCAGAUCGGUAUGACACUGAACAACCUGAUCGGGAAGAAGGGAAGUCUCUCCUCCCUGCAGGACUACUGGGACAUCGCCACGUUCUUCGAGAUCAGUGUGCUGGCCGAGAACUACUCCAAGGCCAUACAGGCAGCCGAGAGCAUGUUCAAACUCAUCCCUAAUUGGUAUUUGAAAUCAACGAUCGGGAAUAUUACUCUUAUUCAGAAGUUUCGGAAGCAUUCCGAAGACAACGAGAAGGUGCCUGAGAUGCAGAUCUUUGACUUUUGGAUGGACUAUUUCUCGGAGGGCAUUGUCGACGAGGCCUCCGUGAACACCAUUCGGUUUCCGGUGCUGGUGCUGGAGCCGACCAAGGAGUACAUGCCCAGCUACGUGGUGGUCAACCUGGACGCGGAGACGUCGGCCAUGCAUAUUUCCAACCUCUGCUUGGAUAGCCUCAAGGACAGGUGCCGUCGCGUGCACGAGUUCGUGCUGGAGGCGACCCAUAUCAAAAGCAUCAGCCAGUACAAGCGGGACGAUCGGUGCGUGUUCCUGUACGUGCACCAGAACUCGGACGACUUCCAGAUGUUCUUCCCGUCGGCGGCGCUGCGGCAGCGCUUCUACAACCUGGUGCUGCAGAUGACGGCCGACAUGGAGGGCAUGGUGACCGACCUCGGCAACGACGUGACGCUGGGCACGGCGCCGCAGUACGAGUACGAGGCGGACGAGCAGGACCGGCGCAUCGUGCUGGGCAAGGGCACCUACGGCGUGGUGUACGCGGCGCGCGACCUCACCACCCAGGUCCGCAUCGCCGUCAAGGAGAUCCCCGAGAAGAACAUCGGUGACGUGCAGCCGCUGCACGAGGAAAUCAACCUGCACAAGCAGCUGCGCCACAGGAACAUCGUGCAGUACCUGGGAUCAGUGUCUGAAGACGGCUUCUUCAAAAUAUUCAUGGAAGAGGUGCCCGGCGGCAGCCUGUCGGCCCUGCUGAAGCUCAAGUGGGGCCCGCUGAAGAACGAGGCCACCAUCGCCUACUACACCAAGCAGAUCCUGGAGGGCGUCAAGUAUUUACACGACCAAAAGAUCGUCCACCGCGACAUCAAAGGCGACAACGUGCUGGUGAACACGUACAGCGGCAUGGUGAAGAUCUCCGACUUCGGUACCAGCAAGCGGCUGGCUGGCCUGUGCCCCACGGCUGAGACGUUCACCGGCACGCUGCAGUACAUGGCGCCGGAGGUCAUCGACAAGGGGCAGCGCGGAUACGGCGCGCCGGCGGACAUCUGGUCGGUGGGCUGCACGGUGGUGGAGAUGGCCACCGGGAAGCCGCCCUUCAUCGAGCUCGGCUCGCCGGAGGCGGCCAUGUUCAAGGUGGGCUUCUACAAGAUGCACCCGCAGCUGCCCGAGUCGCUCUCCGAGAAGGCCAAGAAGUUCCUGCUGAGCUGUUUCGAGGCCAACCCGGACAAGCGGGCCACAGCCUGCGUGCUGCUGGACGACCCGUUCAUCAACGAGCACGGCCGCAAGAAGACGCUGCGCCUCUCCAUGACGGCGGCGGCCAACAUGGGCGAGCUGAACCGCAGCGUCUCGGUGCCGGCCGACCGCGUCAACAAGCAGGAGCGCUCGCUGCUGCCGCGGCUGGGCUCGUCGCCCGACGACAGGUCAGCCGACGCGCCCGACGGCCCUGCGGCGGGGCUGGGAGCGGCAGGGGUCGGCCUCCACUGGGAGCCAGCGCCGGCCGCCGGCCCCCGUGAAAGCCCGCCGCGCGAGACAGCCACGUACGGUCACGUGCGACCCCAGAGCGCGACGAUGCGGUCGUCGGCGGACGUGCCUUUGCUGUUGGUGAACGACGCGGAGGACAUGGUGAACGUGUACUUCCGCUGGCCGUUGCCGGGCCGGCACUCGCCUGUGCCGCUGCGGCAAGAGACGGCCGGCCCCAGCAGCGCCGAGUUCGACGACACGGUGAUGAUGCGGCGCAACUCGUCGAUCGGCUUCAUGAGCCCGGACGUCGACUCGCCGCGCGAGCUGGAGGACGGCUUCUACCUGCUGAAGAAGGACUCGCACCGGCGCAUGACGCUGCACAAGGUGCUGUCCCAGGACCAGCAGAAGAUCCUGGACGUCUGGCUGCCGGCGCUCCGUAACGAGCCGGGCAUAGGACCCAUCCUGCUGAACAUGGAACAGCUGACCCUGCUGCUGCAGGGACUGCGCGACUUUAUCCCCGAACAGAACCGCGCUGCCCUGGAGGCGGCCAUCAAUACGCUGCGCGAGGAGCUGGAGUUCGACGGCCGCGCCAUGGACCAGAUCCACCGCGCGCUCUACCUCUUCCAGGAGGCGGUGAACACGGCCCUCCGGUCGCACAACAUCAAGCCCCAUUGGAUGUUCGCGCUGGACAGUCUGGUGCGCAGCGCCAUCCAGAUGGCCAUCCUGAUCCUGUCGCCAGAGCUGGGCGCCAACCUGCUGGCGGACGCGGCGGCGGCCGCCGCCGGCCCCGGUGGUCUGGCCGCGCCGGACGCGGCCGGCUCGCCGGCAGAGGGCGCGGCCGCCGCGGCCGCCGGCGGCGCCGGCGCGGUCGAGGAAGGCAGCACUAGCGGUGUGUCGACCAUCAACUCGGUCCGCCACGACGAGUACACGCCGCAGACGCUGGCCGACCUGCACCGGCUGCGCAGCGAGAACAAACGCCUGCUGAGCGAGCUGCUGGAGUCGCAGCGCGAGUACAGAGAGCUGCUGCGCUGGACGCUGUCGGAGAGGUCGCUCCAGAUCCAGGUGCUCAGCAGCCUGUCGGCUAGCCAGCCGGCCGCCCGUCAGCGCCAGGACACCGAUACAGGUCGCAGGUGUCUGUACUUCUAUGCACGGCGCCGACCACUCACCGUCUCGCGGUUCGUGAACGAGGGCUUCCGCCUGGAGGAUGUACUGGCCAUGAUGACGCGAGAAGACCUUCGCGGUCUUCACCUGAGGUGA
Pollicipes pollicipes is the source of this 3528-nucleotide messenger RNA. Its product is annotated as mitogen-activated protein kinase kinase kinase nsy-1-like. Gene Ontology annotation, molecular function: ATP binding; protein kinase activity; protein binding. Lineage: Eukaryota; Metazoa; Arthropoda; Thecostraca; Pollicipedomorpha; Pollicipedidae. The record is from RefSeq and is a predicted model, not a curated record. Gene Ontology annotation, biological process: protein phosphorylation; MAPK cascade.